AUUGCGCAAAAUCGAAAGCAUGUGAUGGCAAAGCGGCAACAAGGCAAAUAAAAAUAUUAUUCAACUUUACUUCAGUUUGAGUGAAGCCGUCUUAGGUGGAAGUGCUACAAUGUCGAGCAAAUUUGAAGUUGGUGAUUUAGUGUGGGCUAAGAUGAAGGGAUACCCACCGUGGCCCGCUCAAGUCGUAAAUCCUCCUCCAAAGAAAGGAAGUAAGAAGAAUUGUCAGUGGAUCUACUUUUUCGGAUCCGAAAAUUAUGCUUGGAUCGAAGUUGAUCAAAUCAAAUCAUAUCAUGCAUAUAAAGAAAAGCUAUCGAUGGGUUCCAAGGCUGGUGGAUUCAAACAAGCAUUGGAAAAAAUCGAGGAAUUUAUUGAAAAGAAAAAGACUGAUCCAACUUAUGAAAUUGAAAUGCCAGCAAUAGUUGAAGAUAAGGAUGAUGAUGAAACACCAAAAAAGCCGAAAAAGGCUGUCAAAAGAAUGUCCAAAGAUGCUCCAUCCGGUAGUCCGAGUACGGUAGCUAAGAAACCAAGAAGAUCUUCCCCGAAAUUCGAAGAAAAUGGUUCUCUUAGCCUCAACGAGGAACUUGCGGAACUUCCGGCUUCGGCAGACUACAGUAAUAGGGACUCUUCCCCUCUGACGGACCUCAACAGUACCGCCGACACGUCCAAGGAAAAGGUUCAGACUCCUUCGAAUUUGGCGUUCGGCUUCAUGGGUCUUGGUGUCAUGGGUACCGGCAUUGUCAAAAAUCUCAUAAACUCGGGACACCGAGUCAAUUUGUGGAACAGAACCAUAGAAAAGUGUGAAGAGAUAAAGAAGAAAUAUCAGUCGAGGCUGGUCACGGUGUACGAUACACCCUGUGAAGUUGUACUCAAUUCAGAUGUUAUUUUCUCGUGCGUCUCCGAUUCCAGCGCAGCAGGAGAGAUUCUUUAUGGAAAUCUCGGAGUUCUCUCCUGCGACAAUGCCCUGGAAGGUAAAGGUUACGUUGAAAUGACUGGAAUAGAUCCGGAAACAUCGAUGGACUUUUGCAAAUCCAUCCAAACCAAAGGCGGCUUUUACCUGGAGGCCCAACUGCAAGGCAGCAAAAAAGAAGCCGAAGAAAGCAACCUCGUCAUACUGACUGCAGGUGAUCACAGUCUCUUCGAGAAAUGCCAGAGCUGCUUCAAAGCGAUGGGAAAAACCGCCUUCUACCUCGGUAACGUGGGAUACGCGGCCAAAAUGAACAUGGUGCUCAACAUGAUCAACAGCAUCGCGAUGGUGGGUCUGAGCGAGGCGUUCAGUCUAGCGGACAGAUCGGGCCUAUCGACAAAAAUCGUCUUAGAAAUAUUCAACGUAACAAAUAUGGCUAGUCCGUACCUGCAGCGGAAGGCGGAAAGGAUAGUUAGUCGCGAUUUUCAAAAUCCGGACCAUCCCCUUCAACACAUGCAGAAAGACAUAAAAUUAUGCCUAGAUUUAUCAAACACGAUCAAACAGCCCCUCCUGAUGGCGUCGACGACUAAUGAAAUACUUAAACAUGCGAGGCGUUUAGGAUACGAUGGACAGGAUUGUUCGUGUGUUUUUAUGAAAUCGAAAUUUUAAUGAAACUUUCUCUUUAGUUUUCUAACCUAAAAUUAGUUUUUAUAGAAUGAUUGAAUGAAAGAAUACCUGAACUUAUUCUUUUGGGAAGUUUUUGUAAUAUUGACGUUACAUAUUAAUUUUUACAUGGAUAAUAUUUUAAUUUGAAUUUUGUGUUAUUGAAAGAUGGAAAUAUGUUAAGCGUUAGCGAAGAGAAUGUUCAAUAUAUGUAAAAUAUUUCUUUAUAAGUUAAACAUAUACCUGUCCAUAGGUAGUUGUCAUUGUAAUUUUUGUGUUACACAUAGUUAUAAUAUUUUUUUAUCCAAUUCCAUACUUUUACCGAAUGCAUUUUAGUGAUUGGUAUUUCGAAAAAUUUUUGUAUGUACAGAAAUGUUUCACUUUAUACAGAGAUCAAAUCCUGGUUAAUCCGCUCCUUAUUGUAAUUUGAUACACUUCAGAUUUUUUUUCCAGAUAGAAUAAAUACAAAGUUAAAAAAAAAAUAUAAGAUAAA
Molecule: messenger RNA, 2060 nt
Organism: Coccinella septempunctata (seven-spotted ladybird)
Lineage: Eukaryota; Metazoa; Arthropoda; Insecta; Coleoptera; Coccinellidae
Product: putative oxidoreductase GLYR1 homolog
Exons: 9
Coding region: 110-1573 (487 amino acids)
Molecular function (GO): oxidoreductase activity, acting on the CH-OH group of donors, NAD or NADP as acceptor; NADP binding; NAD binding
Source: RefSeq, a predicted model, not a curated record